Molecule: messenger RNA, 1539 nt
Organism: Osmerus eperlanus (European smelt)
Lineage: Eukaryota; Metazoa; Chordata; Actinopteri; Osmeriformes; Osmeridae
Gene: serpine3
Product: serpin peptidase inhibitor, clade E (nexin, plasminogen activator inhibitor type 1), member 3
Exons: 8
Coding region: 47-1312 (421 amino acids)
Molecular function (GO): serine-type endopeptidase inhibitor activity
Source: RefSeq, a predicted model, not a curated record
CAUUACAUCAUCAACAGCCGACCUUUGACCCUUCGUCGCUGAGACCAUGUGUCGUCUGUCGAUGACCUCGCUCCUCGCCUGUCUCUGGUUGAUGACGGGGAGUUGCCAGGGCAACGGCAGCCUCCAGGACAGCAUGAGCCAGCUGCACACAGAGUUCGCCGUCAGCCUCUACCAAACGCUCACAGAGACGGAGAACAACUCCAACCUGAUCGUGUCUCCCGUGAGCGUGUCUCUGUCCCUGGGGCUGCUGCAGCUGGGAGCGCGCCGGAACACCCUGGCUCAGCUGGAGGCGGGGCUAGGCUACAACGCCAACGACGUGCAGGUGCAGAACUUCCUGUUGCGGUCACAGGGGGACGUGGGUAAUUCCAGUCAGGGUGUGCGGCUACGUCACUCCAGCUCCUUAUUCGUCCAAAGCGGCGUUCAACUGCUGACCGAGUUUACCCAGCAUGCAUCAGCCUGGGGCAACAGCAGUCUGGCCCGGGCCAACUUCAGCCAGCCCAACCACACCCGCAACCAGCUGGACCAGUGGGAACGAAACCAUGGCAACGACGAGACGCUACCCCUCCAGCCUGGUGAGUCCAGGGAGCUGUCGGGCUCGGGCGAGGCCCAGGGCGAGGCCUCCUGGUGGGGUCAGCGGCCGCAGAUGGCCCUGGUCACCAGGGUGGCCUUCCGAGGCGUGUGGCAGAAGCAGUUCCUCUUCACCGACACCCAGAACCUUCCCUUCACCCUGUCGGACGGCAGUGCGGUCAAGGUGCCCAUGAUGUACCAGGCCACCGAGGUCAACUUUGGUCAGUUCCGCACCGUGGCCGAGCAGCGCUACACGGUUCUGGAGCUGCCGUACCUGGGCCGUGCUCUCAGCCUGCUGGUGGCGCUGCCCAGCGACAGGAAGAGCCCGCUGUCCUCCCUGGAGAGCCACAUCACAGCCCGCAGCGUCGCCGCCUGGGACACGGGCCUCCGCAGGACCAAAAUGGACGUCUUCCUGCCCAGGUUCAGAAUGCAAAACAGGUUCAACCUGCGCUCUGUGCUUCCCUCCAUGGGGAUCAGCGACGCUUUCAACCCCCUGGCAGCAGACUUCAGUGGGAUGGCAGUUGAAGAGGGUCUCUACGUGUCGGAUGCGUUCCACGAGGUCAGGAUAGAGGUUACUGAGGACGGGACUAAGGCUUCUGCAGUGACUGCCAUGGUGCUGCUCAAACGCUCUCGUGCUGCUGUCUUCAAAGCCGACCGGCCAUUCUUCUUCCUGCUGCGACAAGUCAGCACAGGAUCCAUCUUGUUCAUGGGACGUGUUGUAAAUCCUGCUGAUCAGGCACCCUAGGACCCAGGACUGUCACCAUACUCUGAAACUUCCCUCAAGCUCUCUCUCUCGCGCUCUCACACGCACCCCCUGACCUGCCUGAACCCACUACCAGUAUUUAUUGGGGACCAACAGGAGGGUACACAGACACUUCAGGAAGAAGGACAUUAUUUUUUGUACAUAUCUGUAAAUAAAUCUUUUUUAAUACAUCUGUUGUUUUUACACCUUAAGUGUUUUGGUCAUUUAUU